CGCCCCCCCGCAUCCCUGCAGGCGCUGGUGAGCGGAGGGACCAUCCUGGCCACGGUGCCGCUGGUGGUAGAUGCGGAGAAGCUGCCCAUCAACCGGCUGGCACCCAGCGGGAAGCCGGCGCUGGUGCAGAGCAGGGGGGAGAAGCGCACGGCGCACAACGCCAUCGAGAAACGCUACCGCUCCUCCAUCAACGACAAGAUCGUGGAGCUCAAGGACCUGGUGGUGGGCACCGAGGCCAAGCUCAACAAGUCGGCGAUCCUGAGGAAGGCGAUCGAGUACAUCCGCUUCCUGCAGCAGAGCAACCAGAAGCUGAAGCAGGAGAACCUCACCCUGAAGAUGGCCAUGCAGAAGAACCAGUCCCUGAAGGACCUGGUGGCCUCCUGCAGCAGGGGGGCAAAGGCGGAGGCCCCCAUGGAGGUGGUGAAGGCGGAGGUGAUGGAGAUGCUGACGCCGCCGCCCUCGGACGUGGGCUCACCGUCCCACAGCAGCCCGCUCUCGCUCAGUGGGGGCAGCAGCAACAGCAGCAGGCAUUCGGCCCCCCUCUGCGACCACGGCAAG
Messenger RNA from Egretta garzetta (little egret), 558 nucleotides. RefSeq names its product sterol regulatory element binding transcription factor 1 (gene SREBF1). Gene Ontology annotation, cellular component: nucleus. NCBI's taxonomy places the organism in Eukaryota, Metazoa, Chordata, Aves, Pelecaniformes, Ardeidae. Gene Ontology annotation, biological process: regulation of transcription by RNA polymerase II. Gene Ontology annotation, molecular function: protein dimerization activity; DNA-binding transcription factor activity, RNA polymerase II-specific; RNA polymerase II cis-regulatory region sequence-specific DNA binding. The record is from RefSeq and is a predicted model, not a curated record.